AUGUUCAGCCAGGAGGGGCUGCCCGCCCCCGCCUUCACCCUGGGGCCCGCGGGCCUGCAGGAGGCGAGCGGCCCGUUCGGCAAAGGCAGCUACAGCAUCGCCCCCCCGCCGCCCUUCUUCCCCUUCCCGGCGGUGAAAGCGGAGUACGAGCCCCCCGAGCUGCCGGCGGGGGAGCCCGGCCAGGGCAAGACCUGGUGCCCUUUCCAGGGCCCGGAGCCCGGCCCUCAGCCGGGCAUGGCCGGGGGGGCCCAGGCCCCCCAGCUCCUGGAGAGCGGGCAGGCCCCGAAGGAAGAGCCCGGCCAGGAGAGGGGGCGCAGAGAAGGGUCCCCGGAAGCCAAAUGCGCCCUUCUGCCCGCGGGCGCCUACUACGCCCAGCCCUGGAACAGCCCUUUCUGGCCCGCCCUGGCUGGGCACAGCGCGGCGGCGGCCCGCGGGCCCCUGCCCGGCCAGACCUUCCCCGGGGCCGGGCUGUGCCCCGGGGCCCGUCACAUCUACCCCAGCGACCCGCACCAGCCCCCCAGCGGCCUCUCCAGCCUGGGCAGCAGCGGCAGCUCCAGCGGGGCGGCGAGCGAGGGAGGCCACUCCAGCGAGAGCGGGGACGAGGACACCACUCCCACCUCGGAGGAGCUGGAGCAGUUUGCCAAAGACCUCAAGCACAAGCGCAUCACCCUGGGGUUCACCCAGGCUGACGUGGGGAUGGCUCUGGGGACUCUGUAUGGGAAGAUGUUUAGCCAGACGACAAUCUGCCGCUUCGAAGCCCUCCAGCUGAGCUUCAAGAACAUGUGCAAGCUGAAGCCGCUGCUGCAGCGCUGGCUCAACGAGGUAGAGAACAGCGACAGCCUGCAAGAGCUGUGCAAUGCAGAGCAAGUGCUGGCCCAGGCCCGGAAGAGAAAGCGCAGGACCAGCAUCGAGAACAACGUCAAGGGCACGCUAGAGAGCUUCUUUCGCAAGUGCGUGAAGCCGAGCCCCCAGCAGAUCUCGCAGAUUGCCGAGGAUCUCAACCUGGACAAAGACGUUGUGCGAGUCUGGUUCUGCAACCGGCGUCAAAAGGGCAAGCGGCUGCUGCUGCCCUUCGGCGAUGAGAACGAGGGAGCCAUGUACGACAUGAACCUGGCCCUGGCACACCCAGCCCUGCCCGCCGCAGUGAGCUCCCAAGCCUAUGCCCCCGCCCCCCUGGCCUCACCCCCUCCCAUCUACAUGCCGGCUUUCCACAAGGGCGAGAUCUUCCCUCAAGCUUUGCAGCCGGUGGUCUCCAUGGGGAACAGUGGCAACUGAAUCUGGGGGCUCCCUGGGAGCUGGAUGGAGGUGGCUCCUUGGCGGUGCUGCUUGGCUGGUUCCUCAGAGAGAAAAGCGGCCCAGAGAUCCUGCAGCUGCUCCCCAGAUGCCUGACUCGGGGUGGGGGUGGGUGGAGGUGUUCACUGUAUUUUUGUUUA
Molecule: messenger RNA, 1433 nt
Organism: Chelonoidis abingdonii (Abingdon island giant tortoise)
Lineage: Eukaryota; Metazoa; Chordata; Testudines; Testudinidae
Product: POU domain, class 5, transcription factor 3-like
Biological process (GO): regulation of transcription by RNA polymerase II
Molecular function (GO): RNA polymerase II cis-regulatory region sequence-specific DNA binding; DNA-binding transcription factor activity, RNA polymerase II-specific
Source: RefSeq, a predicted model, not a curated record